Messenger RNA from Arxiozyma heterogenica, 1887 nucleotides. It is a transcript of the gene PRP39, whose product is annotated as Prp39p. Gene Ontology annotation, molecular function: pre-mRNA 5'-splice site binding; protein binding. NCBI's taxonomy places the organism in Eukaryota, Fungi, Ascomycota, Saccharomycetes, Saccharomycetales, Saccharomycetaceae. The record is from RefSeq and is a predicted model, not a curated record. Gene Ontology annotation, biological process: RNA processing; mRNA 5'-splice site recognition. Gene Ontology annotation, cellular component: commitment complex; U2-type prespliceosome; U1 snRNP. The coding region runs from base 1 to 1887 and encodes 628 amino acids. The transcript has a single exon.
AUGAUUGACCAGUCUAAUAUUAAAAAUAUCGUAAAAAAAUUGGACAAUUCAUUUAUUCAAGAUAAUCCAGACUUUAUAACAGCUUGUAAUAAUGUGAAAUGGAACGAUAUUAAUACAUUAAAUUUAGUUUUACAGGAUAUUGAUAAACUUAUACAAAAAUAUCCAACUCCAAAUGAUGAUAUAAAAGAGGUCUUAACAGAGAUACCUCGCCUAUUUGUUUCAAAAUAUCCAUUUUUAUUUGGUUAUUGGAAAAAAAUGACAGCUAUCGAAUAUCAGCUAUAUGGAUUAGAGCGAUCAGUCAACAUUCUUGCUACAUCUGUCAGUAAAUUCCCACAAUGUUUAGAAUUAUGGUGUGAUUAUUUAAAAGUCUUAAUAGCUAAUUAUCCAAAUGAUACAGAAAAAAUACGAUCUUCAUUUCAAAAAGCUAAACAACUGGUUGGUUGGCAAUUCUAUGCCCAUGUGUUUUGGGAUUUAUAUAUCACUUUUGAACAUAAGCAAGGGACUGAUUUAAAACCAAUAUAUGAAGAGAUUAUACAAAUACCUUUACACCAAUACGCAAAAUAUGUGAAACCUUAUAAACAGUUGUUAAAGGAUGUAAAAGAUAUUAAAAUUUUACAGUCAAAAGUUAAAAGUAAUCAGGUUAUAGUAGGUGAAAUAUGGAGAUAUGAAAGUAAGAUAAAGCAAAAUUUUUUUAAUUUGACUCCAUUAGCUGAAGACGAGGUUAAUAAUUGGGAUCAAUAUACAACUUUUGUUACACAAUCUAAUAAAACACCUCGAUUGAUACAGUCAAUCUUUGAAAGAUGUUUAAUACCCUGUUGUUUUAUUGAACGUCUUUGGAUUAAAUAUAUUAAUUGGUUUAAAGGUCAUAAUUCAAAGCGUGAUAUCGUUGAUUUAUACAAAUUUGGAAUAAAUUUAUUACCAAUGGAUAAGAGAGAACUUAGAUUCAAUUUUUUACGUUAUUUAAAAAUUGAGAUACAAAAUAAUAAAGAAAAAGAUUCCUUUUUAUUUAAUACUUUUUCAGAUCUUUCAUCGAAUUUAAUGUUCUAUUAUUGUAAUGAAACAUCCACUAGUUGUUAUAUCCUAUCAGAAUAUUUACCGAUCUUAAAGUGUUCCCAAUUCCAAUCAAAACUAUCAGACUCUUCCAAAUUUAUACUAAGCAAACAGACAGACUAUGUUAAAUAUUUAGAUACUGCUAUAACAAAUUUUAUAGCCUCAAAAUCUCCAAGUAAUACUUUAGAGCAUUUAUUGUGUGAAGGGAAUUUAGCUAUUAUUGUAGUCGAAUUAAUUAAAAUGACAUGGCUUGUAGUUAAAAAUAAUGUUCAGACAAGAAAAUAUUUUAAUUUUUUCAGUAAGAUGCCAUCUAUUAAAAAUUCUGUUCCAUUUUGGCUAACUUAUUAUAAGUUCGAAAAAGCUAAUAAAAAUUUUGUUAGACUUAAUAAAUUCAUAAAUGAUUUAGAUACUGAAAUAUAUCUCCCAAUUGAUGUUACUAAUGAUAUUUUAGAAGACUACCGGACUUUUUAUCUGUUAAAUUCAAAUGCAAUCGAUUUUAGACAGCAUGAGGAUAAAAAUGAUAAAGUUCAAUAUGUUGACUCAUUGUUUUACUCUCAGUUUAAAAUUAAUAAACCUAAAUGGACACCAGGUAGAUUGAAGAAAGUAUUUUCAAAUGAAUGGUAUAGAUCCUCGGAAUAUAAAGAGAAUGGGCACCCUGGUAUAUUAAUUGAUAGACCCCAAAUUAAAAAUACAUUAAUUGAAUAUCCAUCCAAGAUUUUAAAGAAUCAAGUUCCAGGUAUUCCGACUUUUAGAAAUUUAGAGAGGAUAAACCAACCACCGAAAUAUAAAGAUUAUUAUACAGAAGAGUAUGCAUCGAUCCAAAACAGCAAAAAUUAA